AUGGACGACAAGAUCGAAGUAUCACCGGCCAAGCGUAGGCCUCGUGCCAGCAGAGCUGGCCAAGCCCGCCGAUUCCAGUGCAAAUACCCUGCUUGCGAGAAGCGGUAUUCCAGGGCCGAGCAUCUCCAAAGACACACACUCAAUCAUGCUCCCGAAAAGAUCUUUUUCUGUGAGAUUCCGCGAUGUGGCCUCACCUUCGUUCGUGCUGAUCUCUACGCGCGGCACAAGGCUCGCCAUAACCCAGGCUCCUCUGGCAUACCUCGGGAGUAUAAAAGUGCUCGUUCGGAGCUGAUCACCUCUCAAAUGCAGAAUACCGAUCUUCACCAGUCAGGCGGUAGUGAUUCCAUUCCAGAUCAAGCUUCUCACAACGACUUUAUGAGUAGACAGCCAAGUUGGCAUGCAGAGCCUGGACGCGAUCAAAACCCAGCCGCGGCUUCGUCUCAGCCGGCAUCGUCCAGUCAUAUUGGGAAUGGAGUCGAUAUUCCAAGAUUGAGCUGUGUUCCAGUUACAUACCCUCUCAUCGACGACUCGUCUGCACACAACAAUGAUAAUUUCGCUGCCUGGCUCUUCGAUGCCCCCAGCUCGUAUGACGAGGGAUUCAGUUUGACGAAUGGACCAUCACUAGACUUUGGUUUGGAGUACUCUUCCAAUUAUACGUGGACUCCUGGCUCUAGGGUUCUCGAUUUGGAGGAUCUUCCCAGCAAUAGACUGGAGGGCUGCGUAUCCGAGCGUAGAAGGAGAGAGAUUCAUUCGGUGCUGAUGCAAUUUCUCAGCAAGCAGCGUGGCCAACAUCUUGUCCGAGAUAAUGAGAGUAUACUCCUCAUGAGAAAUGGCGACUUUCCCAAUCUAACCAUUGAGAUGUUAGACAGACUCAUCGAAAAUUACUGGCUGAAAGUUAGUGCACAAAUAUCGAUAGUACACCAGCCCACGUUUACAAGCAACUCUUGUCAUCUGCUGCUGCUUCUCGCGAUUAUCGCUCUUGGGGCUGCCGAUCUGGUGAAUUCGCAGCCAAAAGGUUAUCUGGUGGAGUACAAAGAGUUGGCGGACCUCAUAAUCACGCACCUACGAUGGGAGAUCUUCACUUACGAAGAUGCGGAGCCACCUGUUCAGCUAUGGGUGGCCCAGACUCUAUUGUUGCUUGAGUUCUACGAGAAGCAGUGGUCUACUCGGCGAUUGCAUGAACGAGCUCACAUUCAUCACGCCUCGACCUUGACGCUUCUUCGACGUGGCAGUCCACUUGUUGGACAAACGGACGAUAUAAUACCACCAGGCGAAUUCUUGCAUAGACUUUCGGAGUCCGGUGAGAGGAGCAACACCAAGCGAGAUGCAUCUCAAGCUGUCGAUAAUUGGUGGGUACAUUGGGUGGGGAAUGAGUCGUUCAACCGAGUCGUGUUCACAGCCUUUUGGAUGGACACAUUGCAUGCUUCUAUGUACGGACAUGCUGCUGAUAUGGCGCCAUACGAGAUUCGGACGAACUUCCCUUGCGACGAGUCUCUCUGGACAGCGAAAAGUGCAGAGGAAGUCCAGAGACUCAAUGGGGAUCUGAAAGUGUGCGGCGUACGACAAAUUUCAUUCUUGGAAGGACUGAAGCAAAGUCUACAUGCGCAGCACGUGCAAACACAUUCAGGAGCACGUAUGCUACUUAUGGCUGGCCUGUUGAGCGUAGGAUGGCACAUCAACCGGCGUGAGAAACACCUGCAAUUCCUGGAGAAUGCGCCAUCUAGUAGAGAGCAAGGGCGCUGGAGAUCACUUCUCUUGAAUGCUUUUGGUCACUGGAGAAGUAGUUUUGACGAGGCUGUGGGACUCCAAAACGAUGGUGUACAUGGAAAUGCGGAUCAAAAUGCGGAUGCUGCUAUUGUGUUGUUGCAUUUAGCACAAAUGACAAUGCACGCCGAUCUUAUUGACUGUCAGAUAUUCUCGGGAUCCAUACGGUUGCUCGGAAGGAAGGUAUCCAAACAUGACUAUUUGAACGUUUUGCAACGUAUGAGGGUUUGGUCACAAGGUCCACUUGCUCUCCACGCCGUUCAGCACUCUACAAGACUACUCUACGAGACUUUGGUCAAGCCAAGUGCUCAUAGACAAGAAACCUACCAUGGCCUUGUCUCUCAUGAGCGAAGUUCGAUAAAGUACUCUUGCCGGAAUGAUUCAAUAAUCCUACGACCUUGGGCCGUGUAUUUGGCAGCGUUGAUUAUGUGGGCAUAUCAACACGCUUCAGCAUCGCAACUCGUGACAGGGAUUUCUGGUCCGCAAUACUUGGAGGCUCUGGAUGAUGAAGCGAUGUGUUGCCGGUACCUCACCACAUGUGCUGGUGUUGAAGAUUCAAGUCAACUCCCGCGAGUCUUGUCUCAAGAAGGUGGGCUGCCUUCAGUUCUCAAUGUGGUUUCGAAAGACUUGGCAAAUGCAGAGCCCGAGCUCCUUUUGGAAGCCGCUACUCGCCUGCAAACUUGCCGAGCAAUGCUGGCCGAUGCGAACAUUAUCUGGCCGCCUGAUUGA
This is a messenger RNA of Ramularia collo-cygni, 2493 nucleotides long. RefSeq lists its product as uncharacterized. Bases 1 to 2493 code for a protein of 830 amino acids. Gene Ontology annotation, molecular function: DNA-binding transcription factor activity, RNA polymerase II-specific; RNA polymerase II cis-regulatory region sequence-specific DNA binding; zinc ion binding. NCBI's taxonomy places the organism in Eukaryota, Fungi, Ascomycota, Dothideomycetes, Mycosphaerellales, Mycosphaerellaceae. The transcript has 4 exons. Gene Ontology annotation, cellular component: chromatin. The record is from RefSeq and is a predicted model, not a curated record. Gene Ontology annotation, biological process: DNA-templated transcription; regulation of transcription by RNA polymerase II.